GUUUCCUACAAGGACACAUCGAGGAAGGAAGAGCAGGCAAAAAGUAACGCGACACGAAAGGCUCAGAAACGUCGAGCCAAAUUGGAUCUACCCGUGGACGCAUAUCAACCACCUUGUACUUGUCAUUUGUAUCGCGAAAUGCGACCAUCGUUACGAGACCGUAUACGGCGCUACUUCACUAAACCUGACUAUCUACCGGCAAAAAUCGAUUUCUAUGCACGAUUCUACGUACCGCUCGGCUUUCUCGCAUUCAAUGUCAUUUACUGGACGUCUUGUAUAAUGAUGGCCUCAAAAAUGUAUCAUAAUUAAUUAAUGCGGCAAAGCGUGUCUUAUAUCUACUUGAAUUUCUAGUCCUUCGUUAUUGCUCACUUUUUCUGACAUGGUC
This is a messenger RNA of Cylicocyclus nassatus, 385 nucleotides long. Lineage: Eukaryota; Metazoa; Nematoda; Chromadorea; Rhabditida; Strongylidae. The record is from the annotation of a GenBank genome assembly.